AUGCCGAGUCGCGCCGCCUCCGUGUCCAAGCAGGCGCAGACCCUGGGCAGGACGGCCACCAUCCGCAGCGUCCCCAGCUUCGAGGGCUCCGAGACGAGCCCCGAGAGCAACCACGCCAGCGGGCUCUCCAGCAGCGUCACCAGCAAGGCCAGCAAUCUGUCCACCGUCGACGAGGCCGAGACGGCGAAACCCAGCCCCGACAGCACGGCGAGCGAGCCGGUCGAGCGUGCCCACGACGGUAGCGGGAACAACGGCGCCGUUAGCAAUGGCAACAGUGCCGCCGCCGCCGACGCCGAGCCUGCGAUGGCCGACCCGGCGCUAUCGUCAGCGGUGCCCCUGGACGACCACGGCGACGACCAUGGCGACGGCGCCCAGUGGGACUCGACCAUUGGCAAGGCCGGGCUGGGCAAGACGGGGCGGGUCAUCAACAAGCUC
Trichoderma citrinoviride is the source of this 435-nucleotide messenger RNA. RefSeq lists its product as hypothetical. Lineage: Eukaryota; Fungi; Ascomycota; Sordariomycetes; Hypocreales; Hypocreaceae. The record is from RefSeq and is a predicted model, not a curated record. The annotation marks the transcript as partial. The transcript has a single exon.